GGAAAGAGUAAAACCUAAUCCGCCGCCGCGCAACGCAUCCGCCCUCCAAUCCGCCGCCGUCGCAGCCUCCCCAACCUCCCUGCGGUUCGCCGCCGCAGCAUCCGCCAUGAUCACCUUGCCCCAGCAGCAGUCCUUCCACCCAAUGGCCCUGCCCGACGUCGGCGCCUCCUACCCCGACCGUGUCCUUCUCAGCGUUCGGUGCUACAUCGCCGACCGCACGAACAAGACCACCGCUACCUCCUCCACGAGCGAGGGGCACCGCAUCCAGGUCUCCUUCUUCGCCGCCAAGCCGCCGACCCUCUCCUACCUCUGCAUCUUCUGCCCCGACGCCGAUUUCACCUCGGAGCCCAGGGUAGUCACAUCUCAGGGCAACCUCAUACUCCUGACCACCGGCAUCCGCUCCUCCGCCGACCCCUUUUGAGAAGCGAUCUGCUACGACUACUUCGUCUACAGCGCCGACGGCACUGGCGGUUCGUCUCUCGAUCUGCUCCCGAAGCCGGGUCACCCAAUCACUCGCGCCAAUGUUGACCUCGUCUCCUCUGGCUCCUGUGGCGAUGGUUAUGCCGUGGUCACUCUCAGCCCUGGCUCACGCUGCAGUAGGUACAUCCUCCGCUUGCACCGAGAGAAGACUGGGCUGUGGCGCAGGAAGAUCGUGUCACGGAAGAUGUUGCUGACAGAGUCAGCUGGUGGCGAGAGGCUGAAGGACGAGGUUCAUUCAUUCACGUCCGCCAAGGUAAUCAACCUCCAAGGCUCCACCGUUGCCUGGGUCGACCUCCGGAGGGGUGUUCUGCUGUGCGACGUACUCGACAAGGACGCUGUUGCCUUUUACAUCCCAUUACCUGAGCCAUUGAAUGACGAAAACAAGGUGUACCUGGAAUCACCUGGUGAUCCUUCUUUUACCCCGGAUAUUAUAGGGAGACAAAAUUCAAUAAAGUUUGCAGAGAUGGAAUAUCGCUUUGAUGCUGACUUCACUCGUGGUGGAUGGAAAAUCGUCACAUACAGCUGGGCAGUUGGUUCAAAGAAUUGGGGCUUGGACAGUGUGGUUGAUUUUGAGCAUGUGUUAGAAAACAGUGGAGGCAUGUUGUCAUUGCUAUGUCAGGACAGGAGCAAGGGGGUAGAGGCAGAGAACAUUGCACCAAUGUGCGACCCUAGUCUGUGCGACCGAGACAACAUUUUGUACUUGAUAUCCAAGCCAAACCACAGAGCCGCCAAAGGAUCAUUGGUGGUGGUUGACACGUCAAAGAAAACACUGGAAUCAGUGACCCCUUUGUCAGAUGAGAGAGCCAUUGGAUAUGCAGUGACCUAUGUCCACUGUACAUUCUCCAAGCACUUCAAUGAUGUUGCAGAUAUGUUUCCCAAGAUGGAAUACCAAACCAGCAAUGCAUUUCACGAUCUGCAUAUUGGAAGGGAGAAUUUGUCAAACACAGUUGAUAAGCAAUAAAGCUUUAGUGGUCCUUCUUUACUGUAUAGGUUGCAUCCUGUCUUGUGGUGCAACUAUGCUCUCAUUGCGAGCAAGGAAUGGUUCACUGCUUCGUAUUAUUACAUAGCCUGCUAAGCCAUCAUGCUUAAUCUUCUUAUCCGAUAUCUGAAGGGCGGAGGAGGCCGUCAUCGUGGAGAAGAUACGAGGGGAGCAGAUUAGGAGAGGGGUGGACCCCAGCGAGUGGGUCGGUGGUGGCCCUGAGGAGGCGAUGGAGGAGCAGGAGGAAGAAGAAGAAGAGGAAGAGGAGGAAGAAGAGGAAGGGGAAAAGGAAGAAGAAAUUUCGGAAGAAAAGGGGUCAGAGGUCGACAAGCCCAUUGCGACUGAGGUUUCUUUCCUGCUGAAUAUUUUUUAUUUGUUUUUGUCUACAUUUUCUGUCUUGAUUGUGCUUGUUUUAUCUUCUGUUGGAGGCGGCCUCCGACAUGCACAGUGACGAGCGCGAGGCAAAAAUGCGAAUGCCUCGUGCUGUUGAAGUCAGUCUGAUGCAACAAAAGUUCCUGUCCGGUGAAGACACUGAGCACAUGGACUACUCUCAGAUCGAUAAUGACGAGAUGCUGGAUGACCAUUGGUCCAGGGAAGCCAACUAUCAUGCGGAGGAGAAGUAUUUCGAAGAGGAUUAGUUCACGAAGGGAUGCUGUUUCAAUAUCUGAGAAUCAGUGUAGCAACAUCUGGGCUGUUCAUGUUGGAAAAUUGUUAGCAUGUACUUAAACGUAUUGUCUUUGACACUGCUCUUGUCCCUGCCACAGUUGCAUCUCAUAACGUAUUAAUGAUUAGAUCCAGUUUAGUUUCGUGCAAA
Messenger RNA from Panicum virgatum (switchgrass), 2273 nucleotides. RefSeq lists its product as uncharacterized. The transcript is spliced from 4 exons. The record is from RefSeq and is a predicted model, not a curated record. Bases 665 to 1441 code for a protein of 258 amino acids. NCBI's taxonomy places the organism in Eukaryota, Viridiplantae, Streptophyta, Magnoliopsida, Poales, Poaceae.